This is a messenger RNA of Rhopalosiphum padi (bird cherry-oat aphid), 1626 nucleotides long. Its product is annotated as leucine-rich repeat-containing protein 69-like. The record is from RefSeq and is a predicted model, not a curated record. NCBI's taxonomy places the organism in Eukaryota, Metazoa, Arthropoda, Insecta, Hemiptera, Aphididae. The coding region runs from base 176 to 1369 and encodes 397 amino acids. The transcript is spliced from 2 exons.
UUCAUGAUAACUUUUAUUUCCCACGAAACGCUGUAAUACCGAUAACUGAAAUCGGAAAAAAGAUGUUAUACGACCAGCUUGGAUUUUAUAUUUUUAUUUAAACAAUAAACAUCGAAAUUCGAAGACUUCGUUUUUGAUUGAUCGCGAACGUGCGUAUUGUAUUCCUAUAAUAACGAUGUUAAUCCGGUGUAUGCUUACUAUGCAAGAUUUAAACGUUCCACAGUCGAACCCGCGGCGGCUCAAAUCGUGUGUGAUGACUAAAAAAAUAAACUCUGCCUAUUAUCUGUGCGUGAAGAACUCAUCGUGUCCGCAGGUUAAAAACUUCAACUUGGCAAAUUUGAAUAAAAUAUACCAUAAAUUCGUUGCAUCAGGGAAGAUGGGAUUGGAGUUUAAAGAGCCCAAACAAUUAUUGUCGAUAGAUUCCCAAAACAAGACAGAGAUUAACAUGUUGUACAGUCACAUUAAGGCAAUUCAUGAAGGGAAAAAUGUGAACAUCGCUACACGUCUAAUGCCCAAGUCGGUACCUUCUAAAAAAGCCGUUUUGAAUCAUUUUGAUAUAAUGGCUGUCGAGUUUGUAUCUGUUGAUCGUUUUGAUAAUCGUCUGUUGAACAUGCGAUAUUUGACCACACUUACGAUGGAAAAAUGUGACUUGCCAAUGAUCCCUGUAGAAAUUGGUCAUUUAUCAAUUAAAUAUCUCGACAUAUCGGGUAGUAAACUUCCUAUCAAUCAAGAUACCUUUUGGAAUUGGACGUCCAUGACAGUAAUAUGCGGUUCAUUAAUAACUUUAAAAAUUAAUUCGAUUGGCAUAACAAGAUUGCCUUUUGAAAUAAUGUUCCUAAAAAAUCUACAAACUUUAUCUGCAACCAAAAAUAGACUGACAUAUUUGCCUCAAUUCAUUGGUGAACUUAAGAAACUCAAAGCCUUGUUUGUUAAUGACAAUAAGUUAGUAUACUUACCUCAUUGUUUAUCUUCUAAAUUGUUUAACGAAAUGGACAUGUCAAAUAACUCAAUUCGUGGUAAAGUUAAAUCAGGUGAUGAUCACUUAUUUAAAUAUAUAACUGCAUUAAAAACUGUACAAAAAAACGUUGUUGAAGAUUCUAUAACAUCACUUAGUCAUUUGUCAUUAUACAAUUUGAUGGAUAAUUGUGUACCGUUUAAGAGACAAGAUAUACCUCGUACACUAUGGAUACACUUUAAUGUAAUGGGUCGUUGUAUUGUAUGUAAGAGAUGGAUACUACCAGAUUACUGUAAAAUAGGUUUUAAAUAUUCUACACCUAUGGCAAUACGUUUAAUAAAAGAUCAAAACGAUAUUAUUCCAUGGCAAUUUAUUAUUUGUAAAAUUCAAAAUAACUGUAAGAGACUGGCUUAGUAUAAGCCAUAUUUAUAUAUAUAUGAAAGUAUAAGUAUAACUAUUUAUUAAAUAAGUGAUUAAAAGUAAAUUACAUAUUCGAUUAUUGCUAUUAUUCAUUGUUUUAUCAUGAAUCCAAUAAUUAAUUAUAAUAAUUUGAUUUAUGUGGUUUUUUUAUUUUAAAUUAUAUAUUUUUUUAUUAACCAUGGUAAAUUAUCUGAUUAUAUAUAUUUAUACAUGUGAUAUUAAAAUAGUCCGCUUUUAUUGUAUAAAAAGAA